Molecule: messenger RNA, 1931 nt
Organism: Coffea eugenioides
Lineage: Eukaryota; Viridiplantae; Streptophyta; Magnoliopsida; Gentianales; Rubiaceae
Exons: 6
Coding region: 136-1743 (535 amino acids)
Source: RefSeq, a predicted model, not a curated record
UCUGAAAAAUACAGAAAACAAGAAAAGUUUAGAAUGAAAAAUGUUAGAAUAAUUUCACAUCGUCCCUCUCUUCCCUCAGGAUUUCAUGAUGGGAGAAGAGAGUUUUCAUUUGAUUACCAAUUUUGAUCGAUAAAAAUGGGUUCCAGUGGUAGCCGUCUAGGGGGCUCUCGCCCACCCCCUUCUCGGCUCCCUCAGCAUCAUCAUCGUCGUCGUCAUCGUCCCAGCUUCAAACGCGUCCUCUCUUCGCUCUUCAUUUGUGGUGCCUUGCCUUCCUCUCGCCAUCCUCAUGAGGUGUCUCCACAGAUGGAAGAUGAUCCAGCUGAAAAACUGGUAAAUUCUGCUGAAGACGAUGGUCUGGAGAAGAUCCAAAUUCCACCUAAGAGUUCUUCUUUUCACAGUGGUACUGAACAUCCAAUUCCUACAACUGAAACUGGAGCUGGAUCUCAAAGAGGCACAUUGCCUGGCGAUAGCUCUUCUAGAGAAGAUUCUCCUGGAAAUGUUGAGGCAAUUGAUAAAGGGAAAAGGUUGUAUGAGAAUAAGGAAUUAGCGUUUAAUUCUCAAUCACUUCUUACUUGUAGAAGCUAUGAUGCUAGUACAUCCUAUGAAGAUGAACCUUCUACAGAAACAGAAUCUGCAAAUGCCAGGGCGAAUGCAGAUGCUCUUAACCGGGGUAACAAUGUGAUGAAUGAGAAUGUGCCUCAUAGUUGUGCUGGCUUUAUGCUUUCUAAUUGUCCAUCUUCUGUUGGACUUGGAGAAUCUUCAUCAGAUGAAGUAUCAGUUGAAAAUUGUGCAAAUGAACUGAUGCUUUUCCACGACUGUGAUUCUGGUUCAGCAUCUGUUCUUUCUGAAUCUCCAGUGGGUGAUACUUCUCAGCAGAUUACUCCUUCGAGUCUAGGAUUCCUGUUGACAGAGAGAGAUCUGGGUCAUACAGACAGGAAUGUACUUCAAGUUGACAUGGUGAGUGUCUCCUCCAAUAUGUCACCUAGUAGUUCUGCUGGAUUGAGCAAUCAUGAAGCAAGACAUAAUAGCAGAAGACUUUUCUGGGAUGCUUUCUCAAGACGCAGUUCUAGAAGGAAUGCAGAGUCCAGAUCGCAUCUUUUUACAACAGAUGACUCCGAUGGACUUGAAUCUCAUGACAGAUGGCUUCUUGAUUUUAAUGGCGAUUUCUUUGAGGAUGGGAUUGGAGGUGAUUCACGACCACAUCCAAGUAGCAACCAGAAUACCAAUGAACGUCGGUGGGAUUCCAGUUCUGAGAUAUGGGAACGAUUUCGUGAUGUUGGUCGAAGUGGGACUGAUCGACGGGCAGCCACCUGUCCAGCAGGAAUUCACCCUGAUGGUGCAUGCUCAUGUGGUUUGAUGUUAAGGGCUGAGGAGUCUGGUGCUCGUGCAAGCAUUUCACGAAUAGUCAUGCUUGCUGAAGCAUUGUUUGAGGUACUAGAUGAAAUACAUAGACAACCCAUGUCACUACCCUUGUCUGUGGUCUCAGUUCCAGCUCCAGAGACAGUUGUUGACUCUCUACCUGUGAAGAUUCAUAGGAAGCCAGAAAGACUGGAAAGUGGAGAUGAUGUUAUACAGUGUUAUAUUUGCUUGGCAGAGUACGAAGAGGGGGACAAAAUAAGAAUUCUCCCUUGCCACCAUGAGUAUCAUGUGGCCUGUAUUGAUAAAUGGCUUAAAGAAAUACAUGGCAUUGUUUCUACUCUAACACUCCAGCGUAUGCCCCCUCUGUCGACGAGAUGUUCGUGAGGGUUUAAGCUUGACAGGAGGUGCUAUUUCAACCUCUGGAGUUCCUUCUUUUUGAGAGGUUUUCUAUGUACACAUGUACAUAAGCCAAUUUUGUUCUUGAGCUGUUGUUGCAUGUAGCCUUUCGAGAAAUAUGUACCUCACUUAAAAUUUAUUGGACCAUUGCUUUGAUUCAAGGCAAAUUUCUUAUA